AAGAUACGGCCAUCCACCAGGACGCAGUGUGGUCAAAGUUCAAUCCAUGAUUUCUGCCGAUGAAAAAAUGCAAACCAUUUUGGCUCCGCUACCGAAGCUCACAUUGCCUUUUCCUCCCCAAAUAAACGCUGAGGAUCUGUUUACGACAAGCAAAUUGCCUUCCAAACCACCCAACGCAUUUUUUAUUUACCGUAAGGUGUAUACCAAAGAGUUGAUCACUCAGAAUUUUCGAUUCAAGAUGACCGACGUGAGCCCGUUGGUAUCAAGUUCUUGGAAGCUGGAAUCUGACGAGGUGAAAACAAAAUACAAAGAGAUCGCAAGAGACGUACGCCAAAUUUACAAGAAGAAGAAAACCUCCAUCGAAGUGGAGGAUUCAUCAGACGAAACCGCAUCUAAAAAUGAUGAUUCGCAGACAAUCGAAAAACAAGAAACAACUUCUAUCUCAUCUUCAAAUCAAAAUGAACUGACAGAGGAGAGAUCUCCUUUAACUCCAGAGGAAUUGUUAUCAACCCCUGAGAUGUCUCAGGAAGACGAUUUACCGGAACCAUGGGUUAACUCGGAUUUUCCGAGCUCGAACUUUUUUUCUCCUCAAGAAAUUGGGAGUGACAAUGACAUGCCAAUUAAUUUUAUUGAAAAUGUAAAUAUCGAAUCGUCUUAUUCCGAUUAUUUCAAUUUCAUAUCACCCCCAAAUUAUCAUCCCCAAAUCCCUAUAAACGAUCAACCUUUCACGGAACCGUGGACGCACGAUUUGAAUUUUCUGCUUGAUCUCGAUGUUCUCAGUGUUUCCGAAAAUCAAUUCUAA
Acaulospora morrowiae is the source of this 802-nucleotide messenger RNA. The record is from the annotation of a GenBank genome assembly. NCBI's taxonomy places the organism in Eukaryota, Fungi, Glomeromycota, Glomeromycetes, Diversisporales, Acaulosporaceae.